AUUACUGCAUGAACCCCCAGACAGUCCUGCUGCUCCGGGUCAUCGCCGCUUUCUGCUUCCUGGGAAUCAUCUGCAGCCUCUCAGCUUUUCUCCUGGACGUUUUCGGCCCCAAACACCCGGCGUUAAAAAUCACCCGGCGUUACGCUUUCGCUCACAUCCUCACAGUGCUGCAGUGUGCCACUGUCAUCGGAUUCUGUUACUGGGCCUCGGAGCUGAUCCUCGCCCAACAACAACAGCAUAAGAAAUACCACGGCUCCCAAGUCUACGUCACCUUCGCCGUCAGCUUCUACUUGGUGGCGGGUGCUGGUGGAGCUUCCAUCCUGGCCACCGCCGCCAACCUGCUGCGUCAUUACCCCACCGAGGAGGAGGAACAAGCCCUGGAGCUUCUCUCUGAGAUGGAGGAGAACGAACCUUACCCAGCUGAGUACGAAGUGAUCAACCAAUUCCAGCCGCCGCCGGCGUACACCCCGUGA
This is a messenger RNA of Antrostomus carolinensis (chuck-will's-widow), 473 nucleotides long. RefSeq names its product transmembrane protein 127 (gene TMEM127). Gene Ontology annotation, biological process: negative regulation of TOR signaling; negative regulation of cell population proliferation. The annotation marks the transcript as partial. Gene Ontology annotation, cellular component: membrane. NCBI's taxonomy places the organism in Eukaryota, Metazoa, Chordata, Aves, Caprimulgiformes, Caprimulgidae. The transcript is spliced from 2 exons. The record is from RefSeq and is a predicted model, not a curated record.